UAAAAAUAUAAAAUAACCGCAAUACUUAAGUGAAAAAAUAGUUAUUCAGAGCCGUAAAGUUCUUUAAAAAAACAAUAAUCAAUAAGUCGACUGACAGAAGAUUGAUGAAAUACCUUGGUUGCGAAUUUUAGGUUUAGGUAACUGAGGUAGAUGUUAUAAUUUUAUUUUUGUUCACAACAAGCAAGUAAAUUAAAAUAUUAUUUUGAAGCAUCUAUACAAGUAAUUUACCUACUAUUUUAAUAAGUUUCGUUAAUUUAUCUACAAAAAUUGGGAAAAGAAAGUCAAGAUGCCUUUUAUGAAAGGUAAAGCACCCAUUCGCCGCACAUUAAACUAUUUAAACGCUGGCAAAUUGGUAUUGAAAGACAAAAUCAAAGUAUUUUCUGUGGCCUACAACAUCCUCGGACAAAACAAUAAUGGUGCAAAAGACUUUGUUUUCUGGUAUCUUCCGCAAAUUCAAUACAAAAACCCUAAUGUUCAAGUCGCUACAUUAAAAAAUCUGACACCAUCUCCGUUCAUAAAGUGUUAUUUGGAAGAUGGAAAAAAGAUAUUAAUUGACAUAGACAAUAAAUCGAAAGAAGAUAUAUUAGAACAUUUAUUAUCUACUAUUGGUAAAUCUAAAGAUGUUUUGGAAGCUGAAGCAAUAGCUGCAGAAAAAAAGGAUAAUCCGGCUAAUUUUGGUGUUGGUUGUGAAAGACCAUGCAUUUGUGAAGUGUAUGGACAAGUACCUUGUCCAGGUGUUGUUCCUUUGCCUAAAUUUAUGAGAGGGAAAUAUAAAAAUCAAGAUUAAUAUGUAAUAGAAUAGAUAGAUCAUAAUCAUUGUAUAAUAUAGUUUGUUGCUCUUGUUGCAUAUACUUGUAUCAUUUUUUAA
Achroia grisella is the source of this 868-nucleotide messenger RNA. It is a transcript of the gene mRpS25, whose product is annotated as small ribosomal subunit protein mS25. Gene Ontology annotation, cellular component: mitochondrion. NCBI's taxonomy places the organism in Eukaryota, Metazoa, Arthropoda, Insecta, Lepidoptera, Pyralidae. Bases 287 to 787 code for a protein of 166 amino acids. The transcript has a single exon. Gene Ontology annotation, molecular function: structural constituent of ribosome. The record is from RefSeq and is a predicted model, not a curated record.